AUGUCUAAACGUAAUGGUGCUGGUCAGUCAUUACCUGUUGGAUUGUCCACUUCGAAAUGCAAACGAAUGGUAAGACCAUUGCUUUCGAAGAUCCAUUCGUUGAACGAUCUCUAUUAUAAGUAUCCUGCAUUACUUGAGAUCAACUUUCAAAUCAAUCCAUAUUUAAUGAAGUAUGAUUAUACUAAACCGUCACCAUUUUCUAUGCCAACAAGAGUGAAUAAACCACGGAAACGAAAGAGAACUCACUCUGACUAUGGUGAUCUAUCUGAUGAAGAAUAUGGGCCAGUCACCAUUGAGAAUAAAACUCCAGAUCCUACAAAUAUGGAAAAUGAAUGUUUGGCGAUUAUAAAACCAAAGGACUCCUUUCAACGUUUGAAAUCACUUCAAACAUUUAUCUCAUCUGAAUUAUAUGACUCCUAUUGUGAAAUAUUUCAGAUAUUCAGAAAUAUAAUAUCAUCAUCGUUGCUCAAUCAUAAAAAUAAUAGAACCCAAGUUUCAUCUUUAUCAUCAUUAUGUUCAAUGUCCCUUGGUAAGUCAAUUGCACUAACUACAAAGUCCACAUAUUACAAAGUUAAUCAGUCAAUGCUCUUUGAUGCAGCAACUAUGCCACCCGAGAUUCGGUUCCAUCAGGAAGAGUUAUUUGAUGAUGUGGAUAGUUGGUUAGAAAUGGAACCAACCAUAAUUUUCAACAAUUAUAGAGAAGAUUUAUUUAUUGGUUACAUUGUUUACCUUUUGAUAUUCCACCAAAAGUUAUUAUACUUAUUGAUACCGGUAUUACUUCAUUGGUUGAAGGAGGAAGCCAUUAAUUCACCUGAAAAGAAAACUUUACUUAAUCGAACCAAGAAUUUACUCUUUGAGAAGUAUUGGAAUAAUAAUGAUAAAUUAUUUAAUAACUCUAUGGAAGAAAAUGUCAUCCUAAUGUUAAACGGAUCGAUAUUAGACAAUUCGGAUACAAAAGGAUUCUGGGCAUUACAUAAAAUAGGUUAUUUUCAAGAAUUGAUCAAUAUGAUAGAUAUUAAAACUUCUCAUAACAAUUACUCCACAUACGAUGAUCUCUUUCUUCAAGCGGUGGACUCAAAAGGUAGAAUAAAUUUUGAACUUUUCCUGUCAUUGGAUCUAGAAGAUUCAGAUGAGAGCUGGUUUCUCACUAAGAUAUACUCCGUGUUCAAGCGUUGUCCUCAACAUCCAAGUUUGAAUUCAAUUUUGGUAAAUAUCUUAACCCAAAUCACAUCAAUGGGGAGAUUAAAACUCUCCACUUUCCAAUAUUCACAUCAAAUCUUGCCACAUUUUACAGAUACAUUUGAAUUGUUGUUUGAUUUCUUAAAUCAAUGGCUUGGAUUCAGACCUCAAAACAUAAUGGUGUUCAAUUCGUUAUACUAUGGUAAUAGUGAUAUGUUUGGUGUUAUUUUACAAUUUUGUUAUUUUGUGAAUUCAAAAUGUUUACAAAUCCAAAAGAAAUUGUUGCAUAACAGUACCGACGAUGAUUCACUUUCCAAUAUGAUUAAUGACUAUGAUGACUUCAUUGAAUGGAUUAAUACACUAAUAAGUGUAGUUCAUAUUUAUGAAGCUUAUUUCCUUGAUGAAUCAGAUAUCAAUUUCAAUCUCAAUCAUAAUUCACCAAGAGUUGUGGCGGAGUUACUACUAGCUAUUCAAAACAGACUGGAUCUAAAGAAUAAGUUAGAUGCGGAAAGUUAUAGACACUUUUUAUAUUGGUUGGUGAAAAAGGAUAAUAAUGAAUUGGCUAGAGAGUGCUUUAAAAAUUAUUAUGGAAAAAGUUUAUGGUUUGAUAAUGAUACGAUAGAUGACAUUAGAUAUUUCUUAUUUGAAGAAAUAAUAUAA
Messenger RNA from Scheffersomyces coipomensis, 1839 nucleotides. RefSeq lists its product as uncharacterized. Lineage: Eukaryota; Fungi; Ascomycota; Pichiomycetes; Serinales; Debaryomycetaceae. The record is from RefSeq and is a predicted model, not a curated record. The transcript has a single exon. Bases 1 to 1839 code for a protein of 612 amino acids.